Molecule: messenger RNA, 2955 nt
Organism: Nannizzia gypsea CBS 118893
Lineage: Eukaryota; Fungi; Ascomycota; Eurotiomycetes; Onygenales; Arthrodermataceae
Exons: 2
Coding region: 1-2955 (984 amino acids)
Biological process (GO): mitotic spindle orientation checkpoint signaling; regulation of Ras protein signal transduction
Cellular component (GO): SIN/MEN two-component GAP complex; mitotic spindle pole body
Molecular function (GO): GTPase activator activity
Source: RefSeq, a predicted model, not a curated record
AUGGAGUCCGGUAUGGACGCUUUAAUCAUGCACAAGCCGAGAGAAGCAGAGAUCGAGUGCUGGGACGAUGACGAGGAUUUACACUGUGGUGAUGGCAUUCAGUUGCGUACAGUCUCUGCUACCACGUCGGUUACAGGGUCUUCCGCUCGCCCGUCAGGCCACCGUGACUCGAUCUCGUCUCGACGCUCCUGGAGGUCAGACCGUGAUUCGAACUUGGGUGAUGAUGAAAGUUGGCAGCUAUUGCUCAAUCCGAGUGAUGACUCGCCCAACCAGGACGCAAUUGUAUCAGCAAAAAAUGCUGGGAUACCCAUUCCGGCAGAUAUACCAACCUCCGCAUUGCUUGGGGGGUCAAUAAAGAGGCUGGGUGGCCGGAAACAACGAGCCAUUGUGGGAGACGACUGGUUGGAGGAUCUUGACCUUUCAGUUUUUGAAGCAGGGCCCAAGGUCAAACUAUACCAUGACACUACAGCACCCGAUUCACUGCUUCACUUGGACUCUUUGCCUGCUCCCAACUUUGACAAACAGGUAGAUACCCAUCCAUUUGUCCUCCAUGACCUUGUCAAAUUUCGCGACACAGAAGAGGACAUGUUGUUUGGUGACGUUUCCACCAUUAAAAUUACCAAAACUCGGUCCAACCAGCCCACAAACGCUCCCACGAGGUUAGAUUCGCGAGAAAAAGAUGACGAUUUCGAAUCCGAAUUAGUCUUGCCAGACGAUGGUACACCCCUACGCCUCUCUCAGCGUCGAGACAUGUCCCUAACUUCCGAUUUUCUAACUGAUGAUUUUGACACCGAGUGGGCGGAAGGCAGUAUUGGCGUCCGUUUCGGAGGCACUCGAAGAGAUGGUCGCUCCAACCGCAGCUCAUCUGUAGGAGCACUCAGCCCGAGCAUGUCCAGCUGUCUGACUAUUGAAAGUGAAGACGAUGGCAUUGAUGGAUUAAUACUUCCCGAUGGGCCCCUAGACCUUGAAAAGUCGCUUCAAAAAAGGGCCAGGCUACAAUCGCCGCCUCCUGGUAUUCCAGAGACACCUACUGAACAACAAGCCACCCCUAGCAAUAAAAGCCCCAAACACGUUGAACCAACAAACGAUGAUUUCUUUUCUGGCAUUGAAAUAGGGGAUGGCGAAGCCUUUGACGCUGGAAAGUUAACCCUUAACCGGAAUGUCAAACGAAGAAUUGAACCACCAUCGACCCCCCCGCGACGGGGAGCCACAAGCAUUACGUUCACCAAUAAGGCUCCUACUGCUGGGACUCGAAUACCCCGACUCUCCGCUCAUGAAAGGCCGCAUUCCACCUACUUAGAGCCUGUUUCCGAAAGCGGUGCGCCUGUAUCCCAAACACCAAGGCGUCCUCACUCUCGUCUAAGCGGGCACGCAACCCAUUCAUCAUUAACAAAUAUCCCGUUACCAAACUCGUUAGCAUCAAGUCUUUCACCGCCUAGUCGACGAGGAGUUGGAACUAGAUCCUCUAAAGAAGUGUUGCGAGGUGACCUCGCGAAUACAAACGCUCAAAUACUCAAGCCCAAGCGCUCGACACCUGUCAUACGUCCUUCGUCAGCUGGCACUACUGGUUCCCAAACCCAAGUUUCGCCAUCCAGGCAGGCCAGCUAUAGUAAACCAGCAACCGCAGCUCGUCCCAAAACACCAGUUGACCGCCAUGCAACUGAGACUCGUCUUCAUUCUCAACGUCGACCUCAGGUCCCUUUUCUCCCAGCAGGCGUAUCGCCUAGCCAAUCUCACCAUGUCAGCGUUAAAUCCAGUCGACAUUUCCGUCGAACAGACUCGGAAAGCUCGGGGGAUAUGCUUAUAAACCCUAGGUCGACAUCCAGGUCUUCAAAGCGAACGCGGUAUGACAGUUCCGGUCGGCCCUCCAGCUAUUCGGGGGAUACUAUUUCUGCUACCGCAAAGCAAACCAUCACAAAACCAACCCGUCGGAAAAACUUUGGCGACGGCACGGAACUAGACAUAUUUGAUGAUCUUCCAACAUCUGCAUCUCUAGAAAGUAGAUUUAUCAAAGCCCCCAUCAAACGCGGUGCUCCACGUUCUCUUCGAAGCAAAUUAAGUCAGUCACACAUUAUUGCACCAAGAACGGAUACCCCAGUCCCAUCCACAGUACCAACAAGCCCGCCAGUACAAGACUCAACGCCUCGGUUUGCCCGCGACACAAAUGCAUCGAGGAAUGCACGCGAGCAGCGCAUAACGUCAAUGGGCAACAAUCUGCAUGGCGGUCAACUCACUUCUGCGAACCUUAACUGGAAAUCACAGCCUGCCAAUCGGCCAUUGGCGAGCCCUUCUCUCACGCGGAGCCGUCAUGGUCAUAAACGUUCCCUCAGCCGGCCCCAUCUCAUCAAACCAAUGGGUAAUGGGGUUCACGAUGCUAAAAAUGUCAAAGGUAUGCAAUAUAAUCCUGCACUCUACAGGUGGGAAGGCAAUGAGAAUGCCACAGCCGUCUUCGAGGCGCCGUCGACGCCUGCACAUUUGAAACCAUCCCCUGCUCUAAUCUCCAAUGUUGGAGGUAUUUCAGGGUCCCAGGUGGUUGGUGGAAUGGUAUUCGACCCCCAGCGAAUGUGCUGGCUCAAGGCCCCCAACUCCCGGCCAGGCAGUAAAUCUGGGCCUUCCCUAUCCGUUGACGAAGAAGAAGACGUUUUUGCCGGCUUUGAUGAUCUCGAGGAUCACCCUCGAAAGUCCAUUACAGCCGUCUCCAGUGCCCCGUCAUCUCCCAGCUGUGUUGAGGCAGACGCCGCAAACCUGGAUGACAAAAGCGGCGGUGAAUCAUCGGACGAAUGGGCAAUUACGGAAGAGUUUGAUGUUGGACCUGAGUUCAUCAGGCGGCAGCGUGCUGAGGAAGAAAAAUGGAGGCGAAAAGUUGGCAAGUGGAUAAAUGAAGACCGAGCCAGACUGGGGGAUGAAUGGCGCUGGGCUAUUCGCAACCUAGUCGGCAAGGGCAAAGUUGUAUGA